Messenger RNA from Dibothriocephalus latus, 1083 nucleotides. NCBI's taxonomy places the organism in Eukaryota, Metazoa, Platyhelminthes, Cestoda, Diphyllobothriidea, Diphyllobothriidae. The record is from the annotation of a GenBank genome assembly.
AUGGCGAUAUCGGUAAACUUUGAAGCACUCCUAAUCGGCAUCGGAGUCUUCAUUUUCGUUUGCGUUUUGACAUUCACUCUGUUCUACCCUUUCCGAGCCGGAUUCUCUGAGUUCGUUUUCCUCGAUCGUACUCCUCGAAAAUCUUCUUUAUCGAAGCAAUCAAAGAAAGAGUUUCUGAAACGUAAGAGAAAGCCAAAGAAGCGGACCGAACAAGAUGACGAUGGCAUUUCGGAAUCCUCGCUUGCGUCUGCGGAUGCAGCAGUUGUCAGUAAUCCCCCGAAGCCGGUUCCAGAGACACCACCAGCAAAAACUUCAAGCAAGCCAACUGAGGUGCAAAAACCGAAGUCUCAAGCUAUCUCCACGAAAUCGCGCGAAACUCCUUUGGCAUCUCCGGCCCAGCCAGAGGAACUCCUGUCACCAGAAGUUGUGGUCCCGACUAGAGAAACUUUGAAAUCCGAGGUCACAACCAAUGGUUGGGCUACUGAACCACCAUCGCCAAAUUUCGAAUGCACAGUUGAGCCUGCUGACGAUUCGCCGCAGGUCCCGACGACUACUUCACCUCCGGAAGUCCAGCGGCCAGGGAAAGCCAAGAAAAAAUCACACAAACGCAGUGACCACGUAAACGCCCCUGUCCACAACAGGACACACAACAUGCCUAGCGUCUCAUCCACUCACGCGGCGGAUUUCUACGCCAAUUAUAAGAACGGUGGUGUUGAGAAGCUAUCUACCAACUUAUCCGUUCUUACUGAUAUGCAGACCAAGGUCAAGUAUCUUGAGAAGGCCCUCAAGAAUCUCGAGCCAGAACUUGCAUUCUUCAACGAAGAUGCUACGCUUCGCGGACACCUUAUUGUGAUCCGCUCCAGGGCGGUGGUCACUGCAGCCAUAUUGGUUUUACGAUUAGCUCUAGGUUUUCUCUGCCGUCGUCUGGCUGUGCUGACUAAAGCGGUUCCCUUUCCGGGACUCGGCCCGAUUUGUUUGGGCAGUCAACUCAAACUUCUUGGAGCUGAUGCAGUUACGGCAGCACUACUGUGUGGAUUCGAAAAUUCUCUCAUCCGCCUUGCUGCUGCCUUCUUCGCUUUGUGA